CUGAAGCAGAGGCGCUUUGGCUUCUCAGUAAAUUAUAGCUGCUGUUCCGAUUCGAGAUACCAUUGUUUGGAAAUGAUUGGCACAAUGACCAAAGUUGCUCGUCGCACUGCGGUGACCUAGAAUUCAUUGGUGCCUCCUCGAAGAGGUAGCCUAAUGCAGUCAUGUUAGCUUCUAAUCAUCCAGUACUUUUAACUUGCAAGAUACCUCUUCAUUGCACCUCUGGCCUUUAAUAUUGCUAAAUCAGAAGCUUCUCUAUGCAGCAAGAAGGCCAUUGAGCAAGGUCAGAAUACAGCCUCGUUGACUAAUCGGAGUAGUCUCUCCAAACAUGGCUCAUCAUCACCGGUCCUUACGCCACCGGAUUCUCUCUGAAACAGCAAAAGAAACACUAGGAGCGUUGCCUCCCAUACUUAAGGCUCUCCCAAACAUUAACGCUAGAAAAGGGUUCCUCAUUCGGUCAAAUGAGCUGGAACCGCUACAACCAUUGCAAAGCGAGGCCUUCAAGCUGCCUUCCGGCAAGGCUGGCUUCGUCACGCAGGUUCUCAACGACGACACGUUAGAUGUCGCGAUUCGCUUGACCAGAGAGAAGACAUCACCUGCGCGUGUCCUCGUUCUUAAUUUAGCGAGCGACAUCACGCCUGGCGGAGGCUGGCUUAAAGGCUCUCUGGCUCAGGAGGAGAGCAUUUGCUACCGCUCUAGCCUCUACCUUGGUUUGCCCAAGGGCGUGUAUCCGCUCCCAAAGCAGAGUGCAGUGUAUACUCCAGACGUGAUCAUCGUCCGCGACGCGUUUGGCGCUGGCCACCAACUCAUCCAGAAAGAGCCUAGCGAGUUGGAUGUCAUCUCCGUGGUAAGCGUUGCGGCGAUCAGACGCCCCGAGGUGAUGAAAGCACAGAAAGUCUACGAUGGCGAGAUCGCCAUGCGUGAGACGUUUGCGAGGGAGGGGGACCGCGAGCUGACCAAAACGAAAAUGCGCACGAUACUCCGCAUUGCAGGCAAGUACGAACACACACACCUUGUCCUUGGCGCACUGGGCUGCGGAGCAUUCAAAAACCCAACGGAGGAGAUUGCUUAUUGCUGGAGGGAGGUGCUAGCCGAGAAGGAGUUUGAGGGAGGCUGGUGGGAGAAGGUGGUGUUCGCAGUGCUGGACAAGGGCAGCGAUGGCGACAACGCGGGCAGAGGGGGAGAAGGGAACUUUGGGACGUUCGAGCGAAUACUUGGAGACGUAGAGUUUGCCGCCGGAAGUGUCCCCAGGAAGGUUCAUGAAGUUUCAACGAUGGGAUCGGGGACAUAAGCGGAGCAGAAACAAGGGAUCUUUGGAGAGCGGACAGAGUUGCAUUGGCGGUGGACUAGGCCCGGUUGAAUGCCGAGAGCACUGAUUGACACGAGACUACGACCAAAGCACAGGUUUGGUAAGCCGGCCAGUUGUUGUAUAGCGUAUCAUGGUGUAGCAGAAAGAUUGUGCCUACCCCGAAGACUGGAC
Verruconis gallopava is the source of this 1477-nucleotide messenger RNA. RefSeq lists its product as uncharacterized. The transcript has a single exon. The record is from RefSeq and is a predicted model, not a curated record. Bases 326 to 1288 code for a protein of 320 amino acids. NCBI's taxonomy places the organism in Eukaryota, Fungi, Ascomycota, Dothideomycetes, Venturiales, Sympoventuriaceae.